UAUCGCGCGCCGCCCAACCCGUGCGCGUGCGCCUGCUGCCCCCGCCGACGAGAAUGGCACAUCCCAAAAUCUCGGCGCCCACUACGCGAUCCGCCGCCCACGGGAGAGCACACGGGGCGAGGGCAGAGGGCAGAGCACCACGGACGUCGCAAUCAUGUCUCCCUUCAAGUUCCAUCUCGCACUCUUGUCUCUGGUCAUCGUUUUCUGUGGGUCGUCCUCCAAGACCCUCGUUGCUAGAAGGUCUUCCUCCAAGUCCUCCUCCUCCUCCUCCUCCUCCUCCUCCUCGAGCGACACCUUCGAGGAGCUGAGACAGUCGCUAAACGUUGGGCAAGACGUUCUCUCUUCCGACCUUGAAAUCUUGAAGAAAAUCGAGGAGGAACAUUUGGGAAGAUGCCCACAGCUGAAGGAUCUCUUGGGGAGUCUGGAGGAAUCGUAACGGCAAAAUCUCCGUGUUAACGAGGCGGUUUCCCCGACGGGUUGGCCGAGCUGAAGGAGAAAGCGACUUCCUGUGGGAACUCCUGCAGUAUAGGGACCUUCCAGUGCCGUGACAGCGGAGUGUGUGUCCUGAGUGCGUGGGUGUGUGACGGCGAGAAAGACUGUGAUGAUGGUAGUGACGAAGAGAACUGCCCAACGACCCCACAGUACACGACCUCAACUAUGCCAUCGACGACUGAGGAGCCUUGUGACGAGGGUCUGUUCCGGUGCGUCCAGAGCAGGAGUUGCAUCCCGUCCCCUUGGCGCUGCGACGGCGACAGGGACUGCGACGACGGAAGCGACGAGGCGGACUGCUCGCAGAUAGUCUGCAGCGAAGGGGAGUUCAAGUGUCCCGCCGGAAGGUGCGUUUCGCGGGAGAGGCUGUGCGACGGCGAGUGGGACUGCGCAGACGGCGGCGACGAAGAAGGAUGCCCCGUUGUUCUUCGGGUAAUCAGUGUGUCCGUCGAUGGUACAUCUGCGACGGAGACAAAGAUUGUGCUGACGGGAGUGAUGAGGUCGAUUGUGACGUCACGUCUUCGUCAGCUGCUAGCUCAACUACGUCAACUCCAGCUUCUCCUUUCCUAAGACUUACGCGACAGCUCUUGCAGAUGGCAUGCGACGCCCACGAGGUCAGAUGUCGCUCAGGCAACGUGUGCAUCCCCAACCUGUGGGUCUGUGACGGAGAAGAGGACUGCGGGGACGGCAGUGAUGAGGAGGGUUGUGGCGUGGCGUCCUCACCGACCACGCCCCCGACAACCCCAUCCACAUCAACUGCAUCGCCGUGCGACUCCGACCAGGUCCGGUGCCGUCUGGGGGGCUGCAUCCUGUCCCUCUGGCGCUGCGACGGCGAGCGGGACUGCUUCGACGGCUCCGACGAGGAGGACUGCGAUUCGCUGCAGUGCGGCCAGAACGAGUUCCGAUGCGCCUCCGACAGCAGGUGUAUCCGCGCGGCCUGGGUCUGCGACGGCGACAACGACUGCCGACGGCAGCGACGAGGCGGACUGCUCGACGAAGGGGCCGCUGCCGGUGGCCAAGAAUCCUUGCGCGUCGAAUCCUUGCAGACACACUUGCAUCCGGGACACCUUCAUGCCCAAGGGAUACUCCUGCCUCUGUCCCUCCGGCCACAGGAUGCUCCUCGACGAAGACGAGUGCGUGCCUACCGAUGACGAACACGUCCAUGACAUGUUGUCGAAGUUCCCUGUUCAGACGCUGGACUGAUGGGAGUGGGAUUCAGACACAAGCGUGAUGCACGGAGACGCACGUACACACACGCGUGAAUACAUUUGCACUUUCAUAUAUGCACGAACGUACAUAUGCACACGCACGCACACAUGAAUACAUACACAUAAACACACAGACGCAUACAUAUAUAUAAAUGUAUAUAUACAUAUAUAUGUGUGUGUUUGUGCGUAUGUCUGUAUGUGACAUAUA
This is a messenger RNA of Penaeus vannamei (Pacific white shrimp), 1905 nucleotides long. Lineage: Eukaryota; Metazoa; Arthropoda; Malacostraca; Decapoda; Penaeidae. The record is from RefSeq and is a predicted model, not a curated record.